Prorocentrum cordatum is the source of this 439-nucleotide messenger RNA. Lineage: Eukaryota; Dinophyceae; Prorocentrales; Prorocentraceae. The record is from the annotation of a GenBank genome assembly.
CUGGGCGUAGACCGGAAGGGCCGCAGUCCAUCCUCUGCUUCGGCAUGCAGUCUGGCCGAUCUACUUUUAGCCCGUGGCGUCUCAGCGGAGCGCGGCUCGCCUCUCCUGCAGCAAGGCCGGCGCCAUGCACCGCAGCCAGGCGCCCCCGACGAUGCCCCAGGCGGGCGACGCAGGCCAUGGCACGAACAUGUCUUUGACAGCUCAAGACGUGCCUCAACCGCCACCGCCGCAGCGCGAGUGCCGGCCACUGCGAAAGCUGGUCGAAGGCACGCGCACACGAGACAGAGGCUGCAGGGCUCCAGCGGAGCGGCUGCGCUCGCAGGCCGCUCUCUUCCUCACCUUCGCGCGCGGAGGAGGACAGGAACCCGGACGCUCGUACACUAGCGGAGACUCAAAGCUCGAAGAGUCCGAUUGCUCUGCAGAGGCAGCCUAGCUUUGC